AUGCCUCUCAACUACAGCAAAUGGGACCAGCUCGAGCUUUCGGACGACUCAGACAUCGAGGAGCACCCAAACGUCGACACUAAGUCGCUCAUUCGAUGGAAACAACGCGAUAUUCACGAGAAGCGGGAGGCGCGCAAGUACAAAAUCGCGCAGCUCCAAGCCCAAAUCGCCUGCAACAACAUCCUUCUUCCGAGAGUGCAAGAGGUUGCGGCGACUCUCAAGUCGGGCACGCUUGAUAAACCACGGACUGUCUACUUCAGUUCGCUUGUUGAGCAGCUGGAGAGGAACCCGUCGAAGGACUCUCCGCCCGGAAACGAUCCGACAAAGCUUGAGCAGACCUACGACGGCAUGUUGCUCUCCUUAUUACACCAAGUCUCCGGCGCAGCUAAGACGGCUGUGAAAGAAGCAAAUGUCUCUGCGGAUGAACGAGAGGACCGGUUGGGCAAGUUAUUAACAGAGGGCAUUGCAGAACAUGCUGUACAGCUCAAACAGACAAUCGACGAAGACGAAAAGACGGUGGCAGCGGAGAUAAAAGAGCAGAAGAAGCAUAUCACCAGCGACGACCUCCAUGACGGCUUUUCGAACAAGUAUGUCCCUGCGAAACCAGCGCCAGAACCACUUCCCAUUGCAGCCAAACUCGAUCCCCCAGCGAAAAAGACAACAAAAAAGACGACAGAGUUUGAGGUGAUCAACGCGCCAGCAGAGAAAGUCGCGGAGGAACAACAAGAUGAGGAGGCGGAAGAGGAUGAUAUUGCAAACCUGACUCCCUCUCUCGAGGCAUUUUCUCGAAUUCCGAUCAAGGGUUUCGAGCAAUCAUUCCGUUUCAUCCAGCAACACCGAGAUGUGGUCGUACCUGGGGCGUCGGAUGCUCUUCUCGGCGCAGCGUUCAAGGCGCAGUAUGACGGCAAGCCCAAAUAUGCGAAACAAUGUGUCCACCAAAGCUUGCUUCUGCAAUACGGUGACAAAAUCGGUGUUGAUGGUCUGGCAGUCUUCUUCAAGAAGAUGAUCGCCGGCGAUAAGCGUGCGGAAAUGGUCUUCCUCGACGACGUCGAGAAGACAUACGCCCAUCUGACCAAUCGCGUCAAGAUCAACCAGGAAGAAGCCAAAGCUGGUGGGCGCGAGACCAUCAUGCUUGCGACUGACAACGAGAAUGACAUUUCGUUUAACGUACCUACUGGACCACCUCCGAAGGAGCUCGUUCUUGGUGAGGGUAUGGAGGAUAUGGACAUCGAAGAAGUCCGCAAAGCGUUACAGUUUCGAUGGGAUAUAUUUGAGGGGCUCCCCGAGAACUUGCAAAAGGCACUUCAGACGGAGCAAUUGAGCGAAGUCAACAAGGUCCUUGGUGCAAUGGAGGUUGAAGAAGCGGAAGACAUUCUUCAACGGUUAGAUAUGUCAGGUAUCAUUCCGUUCAGUGAAAGCGGAGUGCGCGACGAGACUCCUGCGGGGCGAGCCGCUGCUGGGCUUCCUCCACUAGACGACCCCGAGGUUGAUUAA
Mycena indigotica is the source of this 1494-nucleotide messenger RNA. RefSeq names its product Hsp90 co-chaperone Cdc37g. The record is from RefSeq and is a predicted model, not a curated record. The transcript is spliced from 6 exons. Lineage: Eukaryota; Fungi; Basidiomycota; Agaricomycetes; Agaricales; Mycenaceae. Gene Ontology annotation, biological process: protein stabilization; protein folding. Bases 1 to 1494 code for a protein of 497 amino acids. Gene Ontology annotation, cellular component: cytoplasm. Gene Ontology annotation, molecular function: protein kinase binding; protein-folding chaperone binding; heat shock protein binding.